AUGACGACGAUUCAGACGACGACGACGAGACUUUUUGUCGGAAGCAGCAGCGGCAAAAGCAGCGGCCGAGUGCGGGGAAGAGAAACGGUGGCUUUGCGGAACAACAAGAGCGACGAGGGGAAUACUGUUCGGGGGAAUGCAUUUUCAUCAUCGUCGCCGUGGUCGCUUUUUUUAUGCUCCAAAGAAGACAAAGAAGAAGGACGAAGAAGAAGACGGAGAAUGAAUCCGAGGAGACCAACGGCGGCGUUUGGCAAAGACGACAACAGAGACGGUUUCAAAGACGUCUCGAACAUCAUGAAGAAAUACUCCAAAGAAGUCCCGAAAGACGUGACAAAAGUCGUCGGCACUGCCGUCAACGUCCUGGGAAACAACAACCAAAAUAACAAACAAAACGAAUACAACGGCGUCUUUGCUUUACUCUUCUUCAACUUUUUAUUCUUCGCGUUGGACCAUUGGUUGCAACUUCCAAUGAUGAAAAUGUUUUAUUUGAACCACGUGGAUCCGACGUGGUGGCAAUUCGUCACGUGCACCUUCUGCCACGCCAGUUGGGAUCAUCUCUCGUCGAAUAUUUUCUUCUUGUACAUAUUCGGCAAGUUGAUCGAAGAAGAGGAAGGCGCGUUUGGUGUGUGGUGUUCGUACGUAGCGACCGGAACGGGCGCGUCGUUGGCGUCGUGGUUGAUGUUGCCAAAGUCAGUGGGUGGGGUAUUAGGAAUGGGCGCGGCGGCGACGGUCUCGUUGGGCGCCUCGGGAGCGGUGUUUGGUCUGUUCGCCGUGAGCGUUUUAGUCAAGCUUAAGUUUGAAUGGAAAAGGAUUUUGGAAGUCGUCGUGCUCGGUCAGUUUGUGAUGGAACGAUUUUUGAACGAAGCGGCAAUGAUAGGAAAAGUUGGAGGCGUAGGAGCGGGCGGAGUGAAUCACGUCGCGCAUUUAGCCGGGGCGUUAGCAGGGGUUGUCUUGAUUGCGCUGUUGUCGAAGAUUUUACCGGAAUAA
Bathycoccus prasinos is the source of this 987-nucleotide messenger RNA. RefSeq lists its product with no specific name. Gene Ontology annotation, cellular component: membrane. Bases 1 to 987 code for a protein of 328 amino acids. The record is from RefSeq and is a predicted model, not a curated record. The transcript has a single exon. NCBI's taxonomy places the organism in Eukaryota, Viridiplantae, Chlorophyta, Mamiellophyceae, Mamiellales, Bathycoccaceae. Gene Ontology annotation, molecular function: serine-type endopeptidase activity.